Molecule: messenger RNA, 1394 nt
Organism: Thalassophryne amazonica
Lineage: Eukaryota; Metazoa; Chordata; Actinopteri; Batrachoidiformes; Batrachoididae
Exons: 2
Coding region: 291-1097 (268 amino acids)
Source: RefSeq, a predicted model, not a curated record
GAGAGAGAGAGAGAGAGAGAGAGAGAGAGAGAGAGAAGCUUUGCACCACUUUGAGUUGUGCUGUUUUUUUAGUCUACAAGCUGCAUCGCUGUUGCGCUUCACGCUGUAAAUCCAAAAAGGAUGAAAUGAAAACCCGACUUAAUCUGCAGAGGAAUUACAACAAAGUGUGGAUUUAAACCAAAGUGACCGAGAGAAGAGAGAAACACAGAGCACUCUGGGGAAAUCUGGAUGUUUUAUUUUGAUAAUGCAGAGGAGACAGUUUGCGUCCAAAGAAAGUGUGACUCCAGAGAAUGACAGCAGCCAGUCCUGUUUGUAGCCCCGCCUUCUCGCAGUCAACCCAGUCAUCUCAGCAACCCGCCUGCAUCCCAGCAUGCCACAGACACCUGAGAAAAGGCAAAAACCUCCAGACCAGACUCCACCUGCGCUCCGCCCCGGGCGUGUGGCUCCUGCUGGGCGUUGGCGUGGUGCUGGUUGGAACGAGUGUGGCGGUAGCGGGUUAUAUUUCCGCCGCUCCCAAGCCUUUGGGCGGCCGCAGCGGCUCACACAUUGAGAAGAUGAAACUGGCGGGGCCUGUAGUCAUGGGCGUGGGCCUCUUCAUCUUCAUCUGCGCCGCCACGCUGCUCUACGAAAACCGAGACCGCCAAGUCCUCAGACUGGAGACGCCUGACGAGUUUGAGGAUCUGAAGGUGGGAAAUGAGUGGGAGGAGUCACAGGAGCGGUGGGAGUGCAAAGAUGGACAGCAGGGAUACUGGGGCCCUCUGGCCCACACACUCCCCCUCUCAAGCCCAAACUGGGACCCUCCCGCUCCUCGUCUGCCCUGCAAGAACAUACACAAGAUCAACAGGAGGCUGUUACCACCCCCUCCACCGGAUGCAGAAGGAAAAGGAGUGAGAGAGGAGGUGAACAGAAAGCAGGAGGGAGCAGAGGAGCAGAGGGAAGGAGGAUCAACCCUGCUGACCCACGUUCUGCACCACAAGGAGCCGACGCCUCACCCUCCCUCCCCCUGCCCGUCUCAGUCGCACUCCUCUGUCUCCUCACGCUCCUGCAACUCCAGCGAGAUCAACUUUAACAUACGGAUGGGCUCUCCUGUCCCAUGAGCAGCGGACCGCCGUCCGACCAUUCAUCCCUCAGUAGAGACAUCAAACCGUUGGUCGCGUGUUUUAGUGCCUCUGAGUGGUGCCGCAGCUUUUGAACAACUUUUCUUCUUCUGCUUCCUUCUCUGACUCUGACUCACCCACGUUUUGGACGACUGAAGCUGUUUGAAGUCCACUCAGAAUCCUCGCACUGCCUAAAUCCCAAACGCCACUGCGUAUUUGCCCAUAUUUGGACACGGUGAGGGUGCCGUAGUUUGAGAUGGAUGCACUCAGUCGCUCUGGCCUCUCGCUAUCGUUCCG